AUGGAAGACGAACUUGAAUGGUAUGCUCACACGGGAUAUGGACACUUCGGAAUCAAGAAAUAUAUGUCCUAUAUGAAUAAGUUUUAUUAUUUCAAGAAACUAGGACAUAAAAUAGCAUCUUUGAUUAGAACCUGUGAAACUUGCCAGAAAGUAAAAGAGAAUAACACUCACGUGAAAUACAGAAUGUAUCCUAUUAUUCAAUGUUGGUCAAAAUAUGUUAAACUAUUUCCCAUUAAAAGAGCAAAUACAUGGACGGUUAUCCACUGUUUACAACAAUACUUUCUAGAAGUAGGUAAACCAAAACUGUUUCUUAUGGAUAACGGACCACAAUUUGUGAGUAACAAAUUUAGAGAAUUCCAAGCAUGGGAAGGUAUUCGACAAGUGUUAAUAUAA
This is a messenger RNA of Schistocerca nitens (vagrant locust), 393 nucleotides long. RefSeq lists its product as uncharacterized. The record is from RefSeq and is a predicted model, not a curated record. Lineage: Eukaryota; Metazoa; Arthropoda; Insecta; Orthoptera; Acrididae. The transcript is spliced from 2 exons. The coding region runs from base 1 to 393 and encodes 130 amino acids. Gene Ontology annotation, molecular function: nucleic acid binding. Gene Ontology annotation, biological process: DNA integration.